Danaus plexippus (monarch butterfly) is the source of this 828-nucleotide messenger RNA. RefSeq lists its product as uncharacterized. The transcript is spliced from 4 exons. The record is from RefSeq and is a predicted model, not a curated record. Bases 136 to 675 code for a protein of 179 amino acids. NCBI's taxonomy places the organism in Eukaryota, Metazoa, Arthropoda, Insecta, Lepidoptera, Nymphalidae.
CAAUAAAAUCAGUGAUAACGCGGCCACAACUCACACAAGACGCGAUGUGACACUUUAAAUAUCAUAUUAUUAUUUAUGUAUAAAAUAUAAUCAAUGUAUUUACUAUAAAUGUGUGUAUAAUACAUUCGUCUCGCCAUGGGGGUGCCUAUGGUUAAGAAGUGUUGUUGCUGUGCCAAUUUGCACACUGGUACACUGAUCAUAGGCUAUUUAUAUGCGAUUUGGUCCCUGGUGGAGCUGGCGGUGUACGUGCUGCUGGUGAGGCUGGCUCCUCUCGGUACUGUCGGCGUGGUCUCCUCACACAAGUACAUCUUCUACGUGACCGCAGCGGCCGUCAGCGGCGUCACACUCUUCUGUUCUUUGCUGCUCAUCGUCGCUGCCUAUAAGAAGCUUCCAUUCUUGACGUUACCCUGGACUAUUGUGACCGGCAUCCUAACGGCGGUGUUCUUCGUGCUGUGUCUCACCGGGAUCAGUCUUAUCCUCCAGGACACCGGGGAGAUGCUGGAGAUAGAAAUCAUCAUCAUUAUCGUUCAUCUCACUAGAGCUUGUAUAUCAGUGUACUGUAUCAUCGUGGUUCAUAGCAGACACAAACAGAUAAUGUAUGAAGACGACGAGAGCCGGUUCCAGAGAUCGGCCAGGAGGUACCAGCCGGUGGAGAUUAGGGAUGUGGCCAUGUGAGAUAAUUAUUACGAUAAAUGGAUAUAAACAAUCGGUAAAAGUGAAGAAAAAUAACGUAUUGAACAGUUUUGAGUCAAUAAUUGUAAAGGUAUAUUUGUACUUAUGUUAAAAAUAAGGUGUGGUGCUGAUAAUAAGAGUAAUGUGAUAAAGGUG